AUGGCACCUCGCAUCCACAUCAAGCUACAACAGAAUCGAUUCGAAUCAUGCCAGCUGCUAGUCCUAGUGGUGGGUGCAGGUCUCGCCGGACUGGGAUCAGCCAUAAGCUGUGCCUUGGCCGGACACAAAGUACACAUCCUUGAAGCAACCUCCGAAAUCAAAGAAGUCGGCGCAGGAAUUCAGAUUCUGCCUAAUAGUUCCCGGGUCCUUCAGCAUUGGGGUCUGGAGGAGGCACUGACACCGUAUAUGACGUUUCCGCGCGUGUGCAACUUUAUCGGAUGGAAGGGAAAUCAUAUUUCAUCUUUGGAUUUUCACGAGUCGGAGAAAGGGUAUCCUGGGACGUGGUAUCGGGAUUUUCAUCGUGCGGACCUGCAGCGGUGUCUGGUUGCGCGUGCCUUGGAGUUGGGUGUCCAGAUGACAUGCAGUGCAAGAAUCACCAAUGUUCGUGUGAGGGAUGAUGGAGCGGCGGCGACGGCAGGUGCUGCGGAUGGAAGACAGUGGGAAGGGGAUCUGAUUCUUGGCGCAGAUGGAAUUUUUGGGAAAUUGACCGAGGAAUUACUUGGACGUGAAGAUCCACCGGUUAAGACGGGUGAUCUGGCAUAUCGAUUACUUUUGUCUACUAAGGAGAUGCGCAAGGAUCCUGAGUUGGCUCCAUUCGUGGAUGAUCCACAGGUGAAUUACUGGCUUGGUCCUGAUGCUCAUGCAGUGAACUAUGUGCUCCGUGGAGGAGAUUUGUUCAAUAUGGUUCUUCUCGUACCCGACGAUAUUCCAGAGGAGUCUUUGGCCACUACUAUAGAAGGUAAUGUGGAGGAAAUGUGCUCAUUAUUCCAAGGAUGGGACCCAAGGAUUCAAAAGCUGCUCAAACUGUGCCAAACAGUGCAAAAAUGGCGUCUUUGCAUCCGAUUCGGAGACUUCAACUGGGCACAUCCAUCAGGGGCAUGGGUGAUGCUGGGCGAUGCAGUCCACGCAACCCUGCCAUAUUUAGCUUCCGGAGCUGGAAUGGCUUUCGAAGAUGGCGCUGUUCUUGGAGAAUGUCUCUCCCGGCUUCCCAACAGUCCCCAUAUAAGGAAGACAUCCCCCAGUUCCUGCAUGCCAAGAGACACGCAUUGGCAGUCUUCCAGGAAUGUCGAAAGCAGCGAACAAAAAUGGUGGUAG
Molecule: messenger RNA, 1155 nt
Organism: Penicillium odoratum
Lineage: Eukaryota; Fungi; Ascomycota; Eurotiomycetes; Eurotiales; Aspergillaceae
Exons: 4
Coding region: 1-1155 (384 amino acids)
Biological process (GO): secondary metabolite biosynthetic process
Molecular function (GO): FAD binding; monooxygenase activity
Source: RefSeq, a predicted model, not a curated record